This is a messenger RNA of Hippopotamus amphibius kiboko, 1744 nucleotides long. It is a transcript of the gene DUSP29, whose product is annotated as dual specificity phosphatase 29. The transcript is spliced from 6 exons. The coding region runs from base 285 to 977 and encodes 230 amino acids. Gene Ontology annotation, molecular function: protein tyrosine/serine/threonine phosphatase activity; MAP kinase phosphatase activity. Gene Ontology annotation, cellular component: cytoplasm. Gene Ontology annotation, biological process: negative regulation of MAPK cascade; protein dephosphorylation. Lineage: Eukaryota; Metazoa; Chordata; Mammalia; Artiodactyla; Hippopotamidae. The record is from RefSeq and is a predicted model, not a curated record.
UCGGGGUGGCUGGGUGUGCAGCUGCCACACACCCCACGGACCAGCACCUCCUGAUCUAGCCAGGACCUGGUGUGCACAGAACUGCAACAGCCCUGGGAGGGACGCACCUCGUCAACGUCAUCUCCGAUGAGGAAGCUGAGACGCAGAGCAGGGGAGUGGUUUGCCCAACAUCACACAGCCCAGGCCGUAGUGAGGCCCGUGUGUCAGAGCCUGUCGGCGCAGCCACUGUGCUGGGCUGCCCCUCUGUGAGCUGCAGAAAGGAAAGAAAAUCCCUUGGCUCCAAAAUGACAUCCAGAGAACCGAAGACAAGCCUCAAGAAUGCCUACCCGUCUCCCAAGAAGCUGCUGCCCAAGGUGGAGGAGGAGGGGGAGGCUGAGGAUUACUGCACCCCCGGAGCCUUCGAGCUGGAGCGUCUCUUCUGGAAGGGCAGUCCCCAGUACACCCAUGUCAACGAGGUCUGGCCCAAGCUCUACAUCGGUGAUGAGGCGACGGCGCUGGACCGCUACGGGCUGCAGAAGGCGGGCUUCACGCACGUGCUGAACGCGGCCCACGGCCGCUGGAACGUGGACACAGGGCCCGACUACUACCGCGACAUGGCCAUCGAGUACCACGGCGUCGAGGCCGAGGACCUGCCCACCUUCGACCUCAGUGUCUUCUUCCACCCAGCGGCCGCUUUCAUCGACGCUGCGCUCCGCUACGAUCACAGUAAGAUCCUGGUUCACUGCGCCAUGGGCCGCAGCCGGUCGGCGACUCUGGUCCUGGCCUACCUGAUGAUUCACAGGAACAUGACCCUGGUGGACGCCAUCCAACAAGUGGCCAAGAACCGCUGUGUCCUACCCAACCGGGGCUUUCUGAAGCAGCUCCGGGAACUGGACAAGCAGCUGGUGCAGCAGAGGCGACAGGCCCGGCUCGGCGGGGACGGUGACAGGGCUGGAGAAAACAGCAGCAGGCACCAAGCAGGGAGAGAUGGCUUCUAGAACCAGAAACUGGAAACCAGGCAGAACCCAGGGAGCUGCUGAUGGAGACGCCAGCAGUCCAGGACCAGACAUCAAAACUGCCUGAUAAAGGCCUAUGGGGAAAACAGGAAAAGGGUCCCAUUAGGGGCUCAGGAGCUUUGUAAAACCACCUGAGGGUCACCCUGUAACCCUAGUGGGGCUGCCCUGCUUUUUGUGCCAGAGGGGAAGACCGGUGGCCUGGGCCCUGUGGCUGGUAGGGCUUUCUGGGACUGCCUAGGAUCUGCUCUGGGACGGUCACCUUGGCUCAUAAUGGGUCCUCAUAAUGACUCAGAUUUGGUUGUAAGGGGAGCCAUAUACACAGGCGCUUAGGAAAGAGAUGCAGACGGGAAGGGAUUCUAGUGGCCUGUACCUAGACUUUCCCAUCAUGGGAUCCCAACAGCCCCCUCUAAACUCAGUUAUCUCCUAAGUCUGAUCUAUUCCUUAUCCAGAAAGAAAUAUUUCCAUUUUAAUAAAACGUUACUUUUAUCCACCAGAGUGAAGUAUUUACAUUUAAAUGAAUCCGUAUGUGGGAAGGAGAGGUCUGCUGCUUGGUGUUCCUCGCAGUGCUCUUUUGGUCUUCUCCCUCUACCUUCCCACGGGCUCCCCCCUCCUUGUGGGGCUAUAGGUUCUGCCCAGGGAAGCAGAAGUUGGAGGUCUGGUCUCUUCAAUAUGGGAGCCAGCGUUAGGAUAAAGGAGGAACAGAAGCUUUUGCAAAAGCAUUUAAAUUCUUCAUAAAUAAAAUAUUCAUU